Bombyx mandarina (wild silkworm) is the source of this 2304-nucleotide messenger RNA. RefSeq lists its product as uncharacterized. Lineage: Eukaryota; Metazoa; Arthropoda; Insecta; Lepidoptera; Bombycidae. The record is from RefSeq and is a predicted model, not a curated record.
AUGGAAGCUAUGUCAAAUAAUAGAAAUAUUCUGUCGGGUGAUCCGGCUGACCCCCAGCGCUCAUCGAUAACCGGGUCGAAGAGUGUGCAAUGGGCUACCGAAGACUUCUCGAUAGUGAGUCAUCAGGCUACCGAGUCAGUUCAUGCUACUGAAGACAACAAAAAACCUUCCAUACGUCACAAACACAAAAUCGGCACAUGGAACGUUAGAGGCAUCCUGAAGCCUGGGAAACUCGAAGUCAUUGAGAAAGAGAUGAGGGAAUACCAACUUCUUAUAAUGGGACUAUGUGAAACCCAUAAAAAAGGAAGAGGCCAUUUCAAGACACCUGCAGGAAACACGGUCUUUUUCUCUGGACAUGAAACUGAGAGUAAGAACGGCGUGGGAGUCAUUAUGUCUCGGAAACUUGUCCCUCACAUUACAGGCUACAAUACAAUCAAUGACAGGAUCAUGACCAUAAGAAUCGAUAGCACCCCCAUUCCGCUUAACAUCAUUCAAGUCUAUUCGCCAACCGCCCAAUCAUCACAAGAAGACAUCGAUGAAUUUUAUGGAAUGCUACAAACAACAAUAGAAAGUAUCUCCAAGCGCGAAAUGACAAUAAUUCAGGGUGAUUGGAAUGCAAAGGUUGGAAGCACAGAACAGGAUGACCACAUCCGUCAUAUAAUUGGUAAAUAUGGGUUAGGAACAAGGAACGAACGGGGCGAGAAAUUAAUAGAUUUCUGUGUCAGUCAAGAGCUAGCAAUAAUGAAUACCUUCUUUAAGCACCACAAGCGUAAACUGUAUACCUGGAUAUCCCCCGGUGACCGGUUCCGAAACCAAAUUGACUAUAUUACCAUAGGCAAAAGGUGGAAAUCAUCAGUCACAAAUACCAGAACUUUCCCGGGUGCAGACUGUGGAUCUGACCACCAGCUACUAGUUGCAGAUAUUCGCUUGCGGCUAAAAUCCUGUCACAAAAACUCAAAACCGACGCGUAGACUAGCUCAGCUUGAAUAUGAAUAUUUCCAGAAUAAAACCGAACCAGAACUUACCCCCACUGAAAUAACGAAUACAAGUUCAGAGGCACAAUGGGAGUCAUUUAAAUCUAAGAUCGUAAAGGGCCUGGAAUCUAUGAAUAUAAAGUCACAGCCAAGGAAAGACUGGAUUUCAGAUGAAACAUGGAUUAAUAUAGGAAAGCGGAAAGAGUUGAAGAAAGGCGUGAGAUCGGUCGAUAAUCUGGACGAGUAUAGUACGCUCUACAAACUAAUCCAACGACAAUGUAGAAGAGACAAAAAUUACUACCUCGAGAACAUAUGCACCGAAAUAGAACACCAUGCGGAUAAAUAUCAGACCGGCGAUCUCUUCAGAAAAAUUAAACAAAUAAUCCGACACUGGCCUAAAGACUGGGUGCACUCGUCUAUACUGCCUCUCCACAAAAAGGGCUCAGUGCGCAAUUGUAGCAAUUACCGAACGAUAGCCCUUGUGUCGCACGCUAGCAAGAUCCUACUCCACGUCAUAAACAGCAGACUAAAAUCGUUCCUUGACUGGCAGAUACCUCAGGAGCAGGCGGGUUUUGUUAGGGGGAGGGGCACAAGAGAGCAAAUUCUAAACUUGCGACUCAUUGUAGAGAAAUGCUAUGAGUACAACACACCUGUCUUUAUGUGCUUCGUAGAUUAUCAGAACGCCUUUGAUUGCGUGAAAUGGGAGAAACUGUGGGAGACCCUAAGUGAAACAGGAGUUCCGAGUCAUCUUGUUAUGUUGAUUCGCAACCUGUACGAGUCGGGGGUUGGAUCUGUCUCUGUCGAAAAUGCCACUUCAAGUAAAUUUCGUUUCCAAAAAGGAGUCCGGCAAGGAUGUGUUAUCUCACCUAUUCUCUUCAAUAUAUAUGGGGAAUAUAUAAUGCGCCAGACUUUAGAAAAUUGGGAAGGAGGCGUUAGAAUAGGGGGAGUUCAGAUAACGAACCUGAGAUAUGCCGACGACACCACACUUCUUGCUUCAUCUGAGGCGGAGAUGAAGGAGCUUCUGGUCAGAUUAGAGGCUAUAAGCCUAAACAUGGGACUAGCAAUUAACAAAAGCAAGACCAAGCUGCUAGUCGUAGACCGCUUCUCAUCCAUUCAGCGUACGGACCUUUUGGCAGAAUACGAGGCCGUAGACCAGUUUGUCUACCUUGGUUCUGUGAUCACGGAUAAGGGGAGUUGUGAGCCUGAAAUACGCCGACGUAUUGGAAUGGCUAAAACAGCUAUGACGCAGUUGAGCAAAGUUUGGAAAGAUCAUUGGCAUCUUACGUCUAAUGCACCACAAACAUUGAACAAAGCUCAACGUAUACCGUAA